GUCUUCGUGUGUUUUACCGUUCAGAGCAUCCCUCCACGUUGUCACGGUACAUCGUACGCCAAUACCUAACUGGUAGGCGGGCCUUAUCCCAAACCCCGACUGACCCAAGUGUUUCUGUUGCAGGGGCACUACCGGCGCGGCGCUGCUCUCACGGCGCUCAGCCGCUACGAGGAGGCCCUGAGCGCGUUCUGCGCGUGCGCCGCCCUGGAGCGCGGGCCGCAGGGCCCGCAGGCGGUGCGCGGCGAGGUGACGCGCGUGCUGCACCGGCUGCUGGCGGCGCGCUGCAGCCCCCGAGCCGGGGUGCGCUGCGCGGCGCGCGGCAGCAUGGCCAACGGCCGCGGGGUGCAGUGGUCCUCCGGCCUGGGGCCGAGCCACCAGGGCCACCAGAGCCACCAGAGCCACGGCCUCAGCCGCCUCCAGGGCAUGGCGUGGCGCGCACCGCCACCCUGCUCGUCGGACUGCGAAGACAACUCCAGUGACGAGGACUGCGCGGCUCAGGCGAAAGUGGCGGCCCGCGGUGGCGGCAGGGGUCCGGGCAGGGGGGUGAGUCGCUGCUGUUCCAGAGGGCUGAGCCUCGGCCAGUCCUCGCACCAGCACCAACUGCACCUGCAGGACCUCAGCGGCGUCCCCGCGCCUACGGACCCUUACCUAGACACGCUGCUCGACCGGGUGUUCCAGGACGUCGAGAAGAUUAAAAGGCUGGAUGGGCGCGACCCUCCCGGCGACGCCCUGGUCGUGGAUCCCCGACUAGUGGACCAUUCGGAACUGGACUGCGUGCUCUGCUGCAGGACGCUGUGGAAGCCAGUGACGACGCCCUGCGGACACACCUACUGCUGCAUGUGUUUGGAUCGCUGUCUUGACUACAGCUUCUCGUGUCCGCUCUGCAUGACGUCGCUGUCCGAGUACGUGGCGGCCAGCCCCCGCAGCGUGACUGAGUGGGUGGAGGCGGCGCUGCGGCAGGCGGCACCCCGCGAGCUGGCCCAGCGCCAGGUCACGCACGCCCAAGAGCUGUCGGAGCAAGGCCCCGUGCCCGCGGGCGCGGCCGGCGCGGCCCUGCCCCCGGGCUCCCUGGGCCCGCUGCUGGCGGUCCGGCGCGGCCCGGGCGCCGUCCCCGGCCUGCCCAUGGGCCUCCCCGUGCCGGUCUUCGUCUGCACCACGGCCUUUCCCGGGGUGCCCUGUCCGCUGUACGUGUACGAGCCUCGAUACCGACUCAUGGUCAGGCGCUGCGUCGAGUCGGGCACCAGGACCUUCGGCAUGGCGGCUUGUGUGUACCGCAGUGGAGGACCCGACAGGUACGCCGAGUACGGCACGCUGCUGGAGAUCUGCGACCUGGUGCGCAUGUGUGACGGCUCGUCCAUCCUGAGCACGCUGGGGUCGCGGCGCUUCCGAGUGCUGCAGCGAGGGGAGCGCGACGGCUACGAUGUGGCCAACGUGCAGCUCCUCCAGGACGAGCCCACCCCCGCCGAGCGCCUGCCAGGCGUGCGGCAACUCCACGGACUGGUGCGGGCGAAGAGCGAGUUCUGGCUGUCGUCCAUGGGCGGCGAGCUGCGUGCCGAGAUCGAACGCUCGUUUGGGGUCAUGCCCGGCGUAGAGGACGGCUGGGAGGACAGCUGUGACGGACCCAAGUGGACGUGGUACCUACUGGCCGUCCUGCCCCUUGGGCCCCAACUGCAAGUGGGCAUUCUGAGCACGACCAGUGUGGAGAAGCGCCUUAGGGCGAUUGAUAAGACCUUGGACCAUCUGGCCCAGCGCCUGCGAGCCCCGCGGUCAACGCAAGCACCAGCACAAGACCAAGCUCACGAGCAGGCCGAUACCCUGGCAGAUGCUCAGGCUCAGCAGCGGCGGCAACAGCAGCAGCAGGAGCUAGGGGCGUUGUCCUCAUGACGUCUAUAGUAACCUUGCACCGGACUGUUGACUUUAAGAGCCUGCGCUUAAAGUAGGGUUCUCUACUUCAAUGGAGGAGUAAUAAGUAUUAUUGUGUGUGAUUUGAAUGUGUGUAAACAACUGGUGACGUCCUGAGGCUCCCUAUGACACUCACAUUGACUUGUCGACCUUGUUGAGCGCGCGCAGGCCCUCAGAAUCAACGGCGAGACCAUGCCCACGCUCCAUAUGUAUUGAACAAAGAUGUUUCGUGAGGGUCAAGAAUACCAAAGUUACUAUAAGUGGCGCAAAGAUUUUCCAGUCCACAAAUCUGUUCCUCAGUUUUUCAAAAUUUGCAACAAAUAUUUUCCUGAGAAGGAACACUGCUGGAUGAUAGCUAAAUAUUAUGCGACAACCACGCAUACUGGGUCUACAUGUGAUAUUAUUCGUGAUGAAACCAGCAUUUUUAGUUCCUGCUUAUUGUUUUAAUACAAACAUCACAUUGAUUUAAAUGGUAAAGAGAAUGGGAGAGUAGUUGCACACUAUAAGUAGUGGAACAGUAGAUGCUGUCCUGCAUUUAUGGCUUUGUUUUUUCAACUUUCUUUUGUCAGAUUUGGGACCUAGCAGCAGCAUUUUUAUACUAGCACAAAUUGAGUUUUGAAUUUUUAGUUUCCUUUAUAUUGUAGCAAAGGGUUAUGGGCUGUGGAAAUUUUUAUUAGAAGAAUGUGAAAAUUGAUACCAAAGGGAUGGAACUCCUGCUCUUUUUUUCCACUUCAUAAAAGAGAAAUGAAGAGAGCAAGCAAAUGACCAGUGUGAAUAUUUAAGGUUUAAAGGAUUGCCAUUGAAGCUUAAUGUGUACCUAGCGCUGUGAAUGAGGGAGCGUAAAUGUUAAUGAUGAGGCUGCAGGAACCAGGGGCUGUGAAAUCUAUCUAUAAAGUAAUACAAUAUUCCAAAUUAUUAAUUUUGUUUUAAAAGUUUUAAAAGACUGUAGAUAUGAAUGAAUUUCUAAAUCUCUUUUAUUAACACAUUCAGUGCUGCGGAACAAUCCAGGGAUUGGAAAGCACAGCAAAGUGUGAUCAAAGUGCGGUCGCACCAAACUGAAAGUGUGAAAUUAUUAGUUUUUGAUUCCCUGUCAAUACAUCUAGGUAGCAUCCUCUUGACAGGGAUGCUUUCACAGCAAUAAAACUUGAAAAUCUAAAAUGAAAAGCAUUGUACUUUUUACAUUAGAUUUCCAGUUUCCUCACCCCAUCAUAAACGUAACAGAGUCUGUGAUUGUAUGUUGAUGUGCUCCAUAGUAGAUGUGAUUAGUCCUGCAAGCUGCAAGCUGCACCUUUAAUGUAGAUGGCAUUUUCGUUUUGGAAUAAAAUUCCAAUUAUUAUUUAUUGAUUCCUUUAUUGGCUUACACAAUUUAAGUAAAAUAUUUUGAUUAUUUAGUUUGUUUAUUUUUUAAUGAUAGAAGUUUUCAUGUUGAUAAUGUACUAUUUCAAGGUUUUAUGUUCAUUACCGAAAAGCUAUCCACAAUGUUUGCCUGUCAAGAAUUUAGGACCUUUUACUGUCAUCAAUUUUUGUUGUCACAUCUGAAAUGUGAAUUUAUAGGCUAUCAUUGACCUAUUUUGUCCACAAGACUUUGAAGUUUAAAAACAGCUGUGGUUGUAACUCAAGCAUGAAAAUAAGCAAAGUUCAAGAAUUAUUUCUAGUCAUACAGUUUUCAGAUGUAAUAUGCAAUAUGGUUUCAUAAUCGAGAGAGCUUGAUGCUGUUAUGUUAUUAUUACAGCAAGAUGUGUGAACUGACUGCAAUUUUUCAUUGAGUUCAAAAAGCUUUCAGAUUACUUUAUCUGAGAAUUACAAGAUAAAAUUACAAUAUAAAAUAAAAACAGCAGUUAUGGGCAGUCACAUUCUAUAAUAAAAAUGUGUUGACAUGUUAGAGAACGUUCAGUUUUGUUCAAAGUUAAGGUAAGAUCCCCUCACUGCUCAAGCUCGUAAUUUACUGAAUGAAAGUAUAUAUGAAUAUUAAGGUUUAUUAUUAUUUAAAAUUUACUAACUGAUGGUCUGUAAGUUUUAAAGAACUGAGCAAAAUAUGAGUCAGUAUUUCAUAUUAGAAGGAUUGUUCUACGAGUUAGUAUAGUCAAGAAUGAAAUAAACAAAAAGAUUAUA
Molecule: messenger RNA, 4014 nt
Organism: Frankliniella occidentalis (western flower thrips)
Lineage: Eukaryota; Metazoa; Arthropoda; Insecta; Thysanoptera; Thripidae
Product: LON peptidase N-terminal domain and RING finger protein 2
Exons: 6
Coding region: 325-1884 (519 amino acids)
Molecular function (GO): metal ion binding
Source: RefSeq, a predicted model, not a curated record